Molecule: messenger RNA, 3640 nt
Organism: Drosophila sulfurigaster albostrigata
Lineage: Eukaryota; Metazoa; Arthropoda; Insecta; Diptera; Drosophilidae
Gene: Art4
Product: histone-arginine methyltransferase CARMER
Exons: 4
Coding region: 512-2164 (550 amino acids)
Biological process (GO): peptidyl-arginine methylation
Molecular function (GO): protein-arginine N-methyltransferase activity
Source: RefSeq, a predicted model, not a curated record
ACGCCACAACGCUAACCACACAGCUGCAGGGUUGUAGCAACGUUUGCAAAAAAAAAAACACGCACGUUCUGUGUCAAAUCAAUACGAAAUCAACAAAAAUCAAUCGAUUUUCGCGAAACAAGCGACACAAAACGCACGUCGAUUUCAUUACAACUAACAACGCAUAACAUAACGACGUGCUGUGCACUGUACUCGCGACCGCUUGCCAAACCAAAACCAAACGAAUUUGCUGUGGAAAAUUUUUUCGGAAAGAGAAAAAAAAAUUUGCGCGUCGCAAGUCUCGCUUCUAUAGCGUCUGUGUGUGUUGUCUCCCUUGCUGUGUGCGUGUGUGUGUGUGCGUGCGUUUAUGUGUUGUGUCUGUGUGUGUGUGUGGCGUCCGCGUGCAUUUCUCACGGUCUACAAUUGUCAAUUAUAACGCGAAAAUAUUGUGAUUACUUCCCCCUCCAAAUAAAAAUAAUAAAAUAACCUUAACUCACUAAUAUAUAAAAGCAAAAACAAAAAAAGAAGCAAAAUGUCCACAAGCAGCGCCGUAGUCGCUGUCGCCGCCGAGCAGAACAAUAAAUGUGCUGCCGCUGCCAACGUCGCUGUCGCUGCCACGAACAGCGUCGCUGCAGCGCUUUGUCCGCUGAGCAACUGCCAAUUUACGGGCGUCGUAAUCAGCGCCAUUUCCGAUGAGCAGAAGCUGGAGUUCAACAACAUAUACAAGAGCAGCUGUACGCUCAGCUGCAGCUACGAUUCCCAAGGCGUUUUGCUGCGCAUCAUGCUAGAUAAUGAUCUGGGACGUGUGCUAAAGGAAUACAUGAUAUCAGCGGACACGGAUGCCGCACAGCUCGGCAAACGUUGUUACGCCAUCUCGCUGGAUGCCGAGAAUUUGGUGUUGCGCUUCAGCAGUGAUCAGGAUCAGCUGCUCUUUCGCAAAGUCGUCGAGAAUGUGAAGCACCUGCGUCCCAAGUCUGUGUUCUCGCAACGAACUGAAGAGUCCUCGGCCUCGCAAUACUUUCAAUUCUAUGGCUAUCUGAGUCAACAGCAGAACAUGAUGCAGGAUUAUGUGCGCACCUCAACGUAUCAACGUGCCAUACUUGGCAAUUCGGUUGAUUUCCAGGAUAAGGUUGUGCUCGAUGUGGGCGCCGGCUCGGGGAUAUUAUCCUUCUUUGCUGUGCAAGCUGGCGCUGCCAAAGUAUAUGCCAUUGAGGCAUCGAAUAUGGCGCAAUAUGCUCAGCAGCUGGUAGAAUCGAAUAAUGUGCAGCACAAGAUCUCAGUGAUCCCGGGCAAGAUUGAGGAGAUUGAAUUGCCCGAGAAGGUGGAUGUGAUUAUCUCGGAGCCCAUGGGUUAUAUGCUGUAUAAUGAGCGUAUGCUCGAAACGUAUUUGCAUGCGCGUAAAUGGUUGAAGCCACAUGGCAAAAUGUAUCCAACGCAUGGUGAUUUGCACAUUGCACCGUUCUCGGAUGAAUCGCUGUACUUGGAGCAGUACAAUAAGGCGAACUUUUGGUAUCAAUCGGCGUUUCAUGGCGUCGAUCUGACCACACUGCACAAGGAGGGCAUGAAGGAGUAUUUCCGUCAGCCAAUCGUGGACACUUUUGAUAUGCGCAUCUGCAUGGCAAAGUCGGUGCGACAUGUGUGUGAUUUUCUCAACGACAAAGAGGAUGAUUUGCACGUAAUUGAUAUCCCGCUUGAGUUUCACAUAAUGCAGACUGGAAUCUGCCAUGGACUCGCUUUCUGGUUCGAUGUUGAGUUCAGCGGCAGCAGUCAACACGUCUGGCUGUCCACCUCGCCCAUUGCACCCUUGACGCAUUGGUAUCAAGUGCGUUGUCUGCUGCCCAUGCCCAUCUUCAUUAAGCAGGGCCAAACGUUGACGGGUCGUGUGCUGUUGGAGGCCAAUCGUCGGCAAUCGUAUGAUGUGACCAUCGAUCUGCACAUCGAGGGCACGUUGAUAUCGUCGAGCAAUACUUUGGACUUGAAGAAUCCGUAUUUUCGGUACACGGGGGCGCCGGUGCAAGCUCCGCCGGGGACUAAUACUCAGAGCCCAUCGGAGCAGUAUUGGACUACGAUGGACACCACGCAGGGCAAUCGUAAUUCAACUAGCAUGCUGAAUGGCAGUCUGUCUGUUAAUGGAAUGGGAGAUGCUGGCAUGGACAUCACCCAUGGUCUAAUGCAUCCGCACUAGGAACAACUUGCUACUGCUGCAGCUGCUGAUGAUGACAACAAUUUCUACAACUUGUUAGCUAAUGCCUGGAUUGCAAACUAAUUUAGUAGAUCGCAGAUUGUAUUUAUUAUUUUAUGGGGUCUCGAUUUUUGUUUUGAUAUUCCGAAUUUUAGAUGCUUUUGUUUUUAUGUUUAAUUUAUGUUGUAAUUUAUUUAUUUUGCAAGCAGUUGUUCCCCCCAAGUUCCAGGUUCUUUGAAAUAUGUUGUAAGAGAUGAAACACCAUUAACCAUUAACCAUUUAGCCAUUAGCAAUGAGAAUAAAUGAAGAGAAGUAAAUGUCGAAAGAAAGCAGAAGCAGAAGAAGAGUAAUCAAUGAGAAAUCGCAUAGAUCAUCAACAAUCAACAAAGGCAGACUAAUAAUGUGUAUGUAGUUGUUUAGAACAGCAGCAUAUAUAAUCGAUAAGCUAAUUUUAGCCCCACUUCCCAAGCCCCCAAGAUAGCAUUUAGUGUUUUUUUAACGUAUGUAUGUUAUUAUGUAAUACGAGUAUCAUAUUAAUAAUAAUAAUAAUAAUCAAUGUAGAGAGCAAACACUGCAGCUUCAGGAAGUUUAUUAUUACAUAUUAGUUAAUGCCAAUUGCAGUUUGCAAAAGCUUUUGAACAAAUCCAAAUCCAACAACAAUUAUCAUCCACCCCAAACACAGAGAGAAAUUAAAUAAUAUUCAAUUUGCCCCAUGUAUCUACCUACAACUACAACUACAACUAUAUAUGUAUAUUAUGUUAAGUAUAAUAAUAUGAAUUGUAUUUCAAUUAUUUCAUGUACCUCAACGAAAAUGUAGAACCUAGUUUCAAUUCUCGACACAAACGUUUUGUGUAGAAGUCAAAUAUUCAAAUGGUUAUGCUUAGUUUUUGUUUUGUGGAAAUUAUAACGAAUUGCUCAUAGAAAUUAGUUGAUAAGUUUACAAUUAUUUAUACGCAUAUAUAUAUAUAUACUACUACAUAUAUGUGUGCAUCAUAGUCGUGCUGAGAGAUUAUAAAAUUUCAAUUUUCCAACUCUGUUCUGUUCUCUUAUUAUUUGUCCGCCUUUCAAAUUCAAUUUUAAAUUUAUCUUUGUUUCUGUCCUGGCAUAUCUUGAAACCACAAUAGAGAUCCUACGUCGCUACCAGCCUGCCAAGCGCAUAGUUGACAUAUUAAGUACUAUAAAUAUACGUAUACACAUAUAUAGUAUAAUAUAUAUACAUAUAUAUAUAUAGUAAUAUAUAAUUAUACAAGCAUAAAUAUAUCUAUACACUUCCAUAUAUAAGUGUGUGUGCAUUGUACUUUUUAGCAUAGUUUUUGCCAACGACAACAACACCAAACAACAACAAUAACAACACCAUCAACAACAACAACAACACCACCAACACAUUUACAAAGUAUCAACUAUAAUCCUCUAUACAUACGACUACAACAUACCCAUCAUAUGCAUUUACAUAUGCAAAAAGAAAACAAAAAACAAAAA